Messenger RNA from Penicillium taxi, 2877 nucleotides. Its product is annotated as putative cytokinesis regulator (Byr4). The record is from RefSeq and is a predicted model, not a curated record. The annotation marks the transcript as partial. Gene Ontology annotation, biological process: regulation of Ras protein signal transduction; mitotic spindle orientation checkpoint signaling. The transcript is spliced from 2 exons. Gene Ontology annotation, molecular function: GTPase activator activity. NCBI's taxonomy places the organism in Eukaryota, Fungi, Ascomycota, Eurotiomycetes, Eurotiales, Aspergillaceae. Gene Ontology annotation, cellular component: SIN/MEN two-component GAP complex; mitotic spindle pole body.
AUGGAGUCGGCUGUGAUCCAAAAGCGACCGAGUGAGGAUGAGAUUAUUGAGUGCUGGGAUGACGAUGACGACCUGCAGUUCAACGAUGGACACCAGUUUCGGACUGCAUCGAGCUCUGGCUCUAUCACAAAUUUCUCACUUCGACCUUCUGGACACCGUGAUUCAAUCUCUUCGCGUCGUUCUGCGCGCUCCGAUAUCGACUCGAAUGCUGGAGACGAGGACUGGCAGGUCCUCUUACAUUACAACGAUGAGUUGGCUAAAGAAGAGGCUCUUGCCUCUGCCAAACAUGCUGGGAUUCCUAUACCUGCCAACAUCCCCAGUUCCGCCCUCAUUGGCGGUGCCAUCAAACGCUUAUCGACCCGGAAGACGAAGCGGUCAUUCGUGGAUGACUGGUCCGACGACGUAGAGAUCCCAGACCCUGAGAUGGUACUACAGCUACGAACACCGCAAUAUUCGAUCUUUCCUGAGUCUAUACGUUCUGUGGCUACCAGCCCCGUUAAAUCCACAGCCUCACCGCCUUGGAACGACGUUCUGUCAACACGCAUCCAGUCGGCAUUGGUUUCCUUGGAUCGAUUCCAGGAUGAAAACACCACUCCCAUAGAACAGAUCGUCCCUAUUAUUAAGGCUCCACCUUCCCGAUCCCCACGUAAGACCUCUCUCAACCUGCCUAGAAAAACCCUUGCACUGAGACGGGACGUGGAAGAUUUUGACCAAGACCUUGAGUUCCCCCCGGACCAUCAACCUCUUCAACUGACCCAUCGGAAAGAUUACCUUGGCAUCUCAAGCCCGACGCCUCUAGAUGAUUUUGAUCUCGAGUGGGCGGAAGGGAGCAUUGGCAUUCGACUUGCUGGCACAGCUAGAGAUGGUCGCUCUGUUCCUAGCUCCACUAUCUCCCUUGCGAGCCCCAGUGUUUCAAGCUGUCUCACUGUGGAAAGCGAAGAGGAUGGUCUCGAUGGCCUCGUGUUUCCCGAAGGACCAUUGGAUUUUGGUGCCUCUCUGAAAAAGCGCCAGGAGAGCUCCCCUGGAGAAGCACCUACCAAGAGAGAUUUAGGUUCAAGCCCACCAAACUUCUCAGAUGUCGACGACUUCUUCGCUGGCAUUGAAGUUGAUAAUGGGAGAGCAUUUUCACCGGGCAAAAUGAGUUUGAACCCAAACGUUAAGUGCAAGACAGAGCGGCCAUCAAGCCCAUCACGUCGAUCUGCCACCACCCUAACUUUCACCAGCUCAUUAGACUCUACGAGCCAGAAUACUCGUAUUCCUCGUUUGUCUAGCAGCCAUGAGCGGACCCAAUCUACCCAUUCUAAUUUGGAAACCGUCUCUGAAAGCGGUGCACCUUUAUCGAAAUUCCAAAGUUCUCAAUGUCGACUUGGACAUACAGCCCAAACAUCAGUUUCCAGCCUGCCACCAACUGUCCCUGUCCCGACCUCCAAUUCUCCCGUUACAACCCGAAGGAUUCUCAGUUCACGUACAUUGAGAACCCCUCCAUUAUCUGCCGAUUCUAGUAGCCGGCUUCAGACUAAACGGUCCCUGCCUUCUAUUCGUGGGGUACAGAACUCACAACGAACUACAUCUCAUUCGAAGGAUUCCAUCCGCCGACCAAAGACACCUGUUGAGCGCCUCGUCGCAGACGGCAGAGCACUUCGCAGGCCACAGGGUGCACUGUCUUCGGCUGGCCCACUCGAAAGGCAAUCUUACCCUUCAGCUUCGUCGAACACCUAUCGCCCUUCCCGUCGUGCUGGUUCGGACAGCUCUGGUGAUCUUUAUAUGCCCCAGAACACAUUUUCUCGACUAUCUCGACCGUCUCCCCCAGAAUCCCUACAUCUUACCAAACCCGAGACAUCCGGCUCUGCGCGUACGCUCAAUCGACCAACAAAGCGACGAAACUUUGGUGAUGGAACCGAAUUGGAGUCCUUUGAUGAUCUGCCAACCUCUGUCAACUCUGAAAGCAAGUUCGUCAAGAACCCCGCCGGUCGAGGUGCUCCCCGAUCUGUACGCAGCAGGCUUAGUGUCAGCCGAAUCACUCCACCUACCUCGUCUCCUACUACUACACCCCCUUCAGCCCCAAAGCCAAGCCACUCCACACCCCGAUUUGCCCGCGACACUAACUCCUCCCGCAUUGCGAGAGAAUCACGCAUUUCCUCUUUAAGCUCGAAGCCUCGUGACGUGACCGGUCCCCUCCUGCCUUUCAACCCCAAUUGGAAGGGUCCUAUCUCACGUAUAUCCUCCAAUGGGGCCUCGGUUCGAAGCCGAAAGAGCAAAUCUACCUCUAAACUUCCCUCAAAACCUCAAUUGAUCAAGCCGUUGGGAUCCAGUUUGCAAGAAUCUAAGUCUGUACGAGGCAUGCGGUACAACCCGAGCGCAUUCCGCUGGGAAGGAAACGAGAAUCUCGUACAAGAUUUUGAUAUUGCCACUGCACCGAAGUCACCAAAACCAGCCCCUGCACUGAUCACUAAUGUGGGUACUACGCAAAAUGUCCAGACCGUCGGCGGUAUGGUUUUUGACCCACACCGCAUGUGUUGGCUUCGGGCGAGGUCUAUCGAGUCUGGAAAACAAGGUGGAAUCCCACCGGAAGACGAGAUUGAUGUCUUUGCAGGUCUAGAUGAUUUGGAAGACAAUACUACCGGACGGGGCUGUUCGGGAAUGAUGGACGAGUGUGUACCUGAUGCUGAGGACCCGAGUGCUGGUGAUUCAUCAGACGAAGGACCCAUCACCGAAGAAUUUGAUGUCGGCCCGGAGUUCAUUCGACGCCAACGGGCCGAGGAAGAGAAAUGGAGACGGAAGGUAGACAAAUGGGUUGGCUUUGACCGUGGAGAUCGUGAAACCCACUGGCGAUGGGCCAUCCGUGAUCUUGGGGCCGAUGGUGGCAUGGACACCAUG